AUGUUGACAUCCAAUGUUACUUGGCUGGACCUAUUAUGUCUUGCUUGUAUCGGAGCAUUCCUGGUCAAGCAGGUGUUGAACAAGAAUCCUGCAUCAUAUCCCCCCGGCCCCCGUGGGUGGCCUCUCGUUGGGAACAUCCAAGCCAUACCUCGAAUCAAGCCUUGGCUCACCUUUGCAGAGUGGGGCAAGAAGUAUGGCGACAUCUCACAUGUCGAAAUUCUGGGUCAGCACAUCAUUGUGCUAAAUUCAGUCGAGAAUGCGGUGAACAUGUUGGACAAGAAAGGUACUGUGUACUCUGACCGUCCGGUUCUGCCUAUGGGUGGCGAACUUGUUGGCUGGAAGAGCGCUUUGGCUCUUUUUCCGUAUGGUGGCCGCUUGCACCAGUCCCGCAAGAACAUACAUCAAGUCAUAGGCAAUCGCGCCGCCUUGUGUGUCUACCACCCGAUCGAGGAGAUUGAGACUCGCCGAUUCCUGAAGCGUGUGUUUUCGAACCCCGAGCAACUGCAAGCUCAUGUUCGAUACACCGCUGGCGCCAUCAUUCUGCGAAUCUCUCAUGGUUACGAGGUGAAGGAGAACAACGAUCCAUUUAUCGACCUUGCAGACCGCGCUAUGGACCAAUUCUCGCGGUCCACUGCUCCCGGCGCCUUUAUGGUUGACACCAUGCCAUUCUUGGCCAACGUCCCCGAGUGGUUCCCUGGUGCUGGCUUCAAGCGCUUAGCCCGUGAAUGGUCCAAGACUCGUGAGGAUAUGGCUGCCAUACCCUACAAGUUCGUUAAGGAUCAGAUGGCUGCUGGCAUUGCCACGAUGUCUUUCACCUCGAAUCUGUUAGAAGGUCGUACUUUAUCUGCGGAACAGGAUGAUAUGGUGAUGUGGUCUGCUGCAGGCCUAUACUCUGGUGGUGCCGACUGGACAGCUUCUCCAAUCUAUUCGUUUUUCCUUGCUAUGACACUGUUCCCUGAUGUGCAGAAGAAGGCUCAGGCUGAAAUAGACGCUGUUGUUGGUCCUGAUGAAGUCUUUCGCUGGAGUGUUGUCGGCCCUACCGGUGCGUGGAUCUCGUUUAUCGUAUUCUUUAAUUGCUGGGCCGUAUCAACCGCCCAAUUGACAGCCAUCCCCCAUCGCGUCACCGAGGACGAUAUCCAUGACGGGUACUAUAUCCCAAAAGGUUCCUUGGUAAUACCUAACAUUUGGUUCAUGCUCAAUGACCCGCGGACGUAUGCUAACCCCUCGCAAUUUAACCCUGAACGCUUCUUGGACAAUAACGGAAAAGAUCCUGAACUCGAACCUCGCACGAUCUGCUUUGGUUUUGGUAGACGUGUCUGCCCCGGUCUCCAUCUCGCUGAUACCAUUGUCUGGAUAUCCACCGUGAUGUCACUCGCAGUGUUUGAUAUCUCCAAGGUCGUCGAGAAGGGUGUUGAGAUCACCCCUGAAGUCGACCAUACAUCAGGCACGAUCACCCACCUCAAACCCUUCAAGUGCUCUAUUAAGCCUCGCUCUGCAAAAGCUACUGCGCUCAUUCAGCAGGAUGUUAACUAUUGA
This is a messenger RNA of Suillus subalutaceus, 1536 nucleotides long. RefSeq names its product cytochrome P450. The transcript is spliced from 11 exons. Gene Ontology annotation, molecular function: monooxygenase activity; oxidoreductase activity, acting on paired donors, with incorporation or reduction of molecular oxygen; heme binding. The record is from RefSeq and is a predicted model, not a curated record. Bases 1 to 1536 code for a protein of 511 amino acids. Lineage: Eukaryota; Fungi; Basidiomycota; Agaricomycetes; Boletales; Suillaceae.